AGAGAGAGAGAGAGAGAGAGAGAGAAAAUAAAUAACUCCACCAAGUACAACUCCAAUAUUGUACAUAUAGUUGCUAUGUUAUAUCAUUUAGGGAAUGGUAAGAAGAAAAGUUUGUUCAUGUCCAGUAUGAUUUUUUUGGUGCUGGAAAUUAAACCCAAGGUUUUUCGCAUGCUAAUCUCAUGCUACGAUUAAUAAAACAAAACAAAACAAAACAACUCCCCAAAACCCAAAGCUGCUGGAGAGAUGAUGGUUCAGCAGUUAAGAGUGCUUGUUGCUACUUUAUAUGCCCCAGUACAGGGGAACGCCAGGGCCAAGAAGGGGGAGCAGGGUGGGAGGAGGGUCUAGGGAACUUUCGGGAUAGCAUUUGAAAUGUAAAUAAAAAAAAUAUCUAAAAAAAAAAGUGCUUGUUGCUGUCAUAGAGGAACCAGGUUCUGGUCCCAGCACCCACCUGACUGCUCACGAUUUCCUGUAGCUCUUGUUCCAUAGGAUCCAAUGUCCUUUUCUGGAUCCCAUGGUUAAUGCAAACACGAGGUGAGUGCGCGCGGGCACACACACACACACACACACACACACACACACACACACGUGCAGUCAAACACUCAUACACAUAAAUUUUUUUCUUUUUAAUUAUGCAUAUUCAUGUGUGAGUAUGCGCACAUGAGUUUAAGUUCCUUUAGAGCAGAAGAGGGAGGUGGAUGCUCUGGUUGUAAGCCAUCUCUCCAGCCUUACCUUUGAGGUUUUUGUUUUCUUUUGUUUUGUUUCUAAUUCAUUGGUAGGGCCGGAGAGAUGACUCAGCAGUUAAGAACACUGAAUGUUCUCCCAGAGGUCCCCAAGUUCAAUUUCCAGCAAUACAUGGUGGCUCACAACCAUCUGUAAUGGGAUCCAAUGUCCUUUUCUGGUGUGUCUGAAGACAGCUACAGUGUACUCGUAUAAAUAAAAUAAUAAUAAAUAACUCUAAAAAAUACCCAAACCAAACAAAUAUGUAAAAUAUUCAUUGGUAAUUUCAUAAACACAUAAAUGUAUAUUUAGGUUACACCUACCCCUCCUUCCUUUUCUUCUUCAACCCUUCCUGAAUCCUCUCACAUUCUCCUCCUAACUCAUGUUGCUACUUCCUCCUCUCCUUUUUCCUCUUCCUCUAAAUAAUGUACUGAAUCCAUUCAGGCUUCCCCCAUGCCCAGGAGUAUAAGGCGUCAUCCACUGGAGCAUGGCCAACUGACCACCAACCACACCACUGAAGAAAACUGCCUUUUGCUUUCCCCCAGAAUCCAUCAACUGGCAGUAGCUCUUUGAGCUAGACAUGAGUUGAUUGGUUAACUUUUUUGAUACAGGGUCUUUCUAGGCAGCCCUAGCUAGCCUUGAAUUUCUGUUUCCCCUGGCUCAGCAUCCUCAGUGCUGAGAUGGUGGUCUUUACUCACUGAACAUUUCCGUCCAGUGUUGGUUGAAUCUGAGGAUGUCGAUUUGUGGAUCUGCAGAACCAGCUGUUUGGACUGUACAGCAUGGCUUGUUGGGCAGAGAAAGGAAAGAGAUACGUGUCCAGGCUCCUAUCUCUGUUGAACGCUCUUGGGAUUCAUGGGUUAUUCAUUUAGUAACUGGAGACAGGAUGUACCAGAGAAGAGGGAGCAACUGCCUGCUUUCUGUGCAGCUUGUAGUCCUGGGUCUGUGCAUGUUCAGAGCAAAAUGAGAAGCAAUGCUGUGGCUUCAGGGGACCAGUCCGUUUGGAGCAAAAUCCUAACAGGAGCUGUACACUGAGUACCAGCAGGACACAGGGCAUGGAAAGCCUACUCAGAUGGCCCGUCUUUUGGAAGUAGGUAGAUAACUUAGAUAUGGAGGGCAACCAUUUCAGGUGCCAAUUGAGUAGUGGCAGCAAAACAAUGAUGAAACAAUUCAAGGCUGCUCAUGGUGAUGCCUGGAGUCUCAGCUUCAUGGGAAGCUGAGGUGAUCAGUAUUGAGAACUGAACCUAGGGCCUUGCACAUGGCAGGCCAGGAUCCUACCACUGAGCUGUAUAGCCCAGCCCUCUUCAAAAGAGAAAUUCAUUUUCAUCUUUGAUUUUUCUUAUGUUGUGUGUGUGUCUACAUGUGAGUGCAGGUGCCAGUGAGACCAGGAGAGGGCAUUGAUCUUCUGGAAUUGGAGUUACAAUCUUUUUAAAAAAAGAUUUUAUUUAUUUAUUAUAUAUAAGUACACUGCAGCUGUCUUCAGACACUCCAGAAGAGGGAGUCAGAUCUUGUUAUGGAUGGUUGUGAGCCACCAUGUGGUUGCUGGGAUUUGAACUCAGGACCUUCAGAAGAGCAGUUGGUGCUCUUAAUCACAGUGCCAUCAUCACUCCAGCCCCGAGUUAUAGCAGUUUUGAGCUACCUGAUGUGGGUGCUGAGAACAGAACACUGGUCCUCUGCAGGAGCAAAGUGCACCCUUAACCAAUGAGCCAUUUUCCAGCCUCUGCCCACUAGCUCUCAUUUUAACCUUUUAUUUUGAGGCAGGGUCCCACUAAGUUGCAGGUGCUGGCCUUGAAUUUGUAACAACCCCCUUUCCUCAGCCUCGGGAGUAGCCCAUAUUACAGGACUGCUGCAGGCUGGGUCAGAAGCCACAAUUUCUAAGCUGCUUUGUAACUUCCAAGUGUUUUGUUGCUAAACAGAUUGGCAGGUUUUAUAUUUACAUGCAUUUUAUUUAACUAUGAAAACUACAAUAUCCACUCUGGAUACCUUAAAGAAAAGGAAGUCAAUAAGGUGAAAUAGAUAUGGGCAAGUAUAAAAAAGGGAUGCAGAGUCUGAGGUUUCACUUCAAAAGAGAUCAAUGAACAAGCUGGGCCCAGAAUGUUAUAUUUGUUUCCCAAGCCAUCCUAUCUUUACCCUAUUGCUGUCCUGGUCAUGCAUACAAAAUAGCCACAUUAGUUGGUUGCCCACUGUUUGCCAGACACUUGCUGAUUUUGUUCUUGUGCAAAGUCGACUGUGGGCGUCUUCAGGCCGUACACCCAACUAUUGUGGUUUGUGGGACUAGCCUAACGGUGCCUUUUCAAGAGUUCUUCAUACAAUUGACAUUCAGCAAAAAUGUUUUGAGCGCUGCAACAGCCCUCAGUUGCUUGAGAUGAUCUCAGUGAGAUAAAGGGAGAGGCUGGAGGCAGAAAACCUUAUAGGUGUGCAGUAUUUCUUUCCCCCUACCCUGUCUCUAACCACCACUCUGGUGUAUGAGUUCGAAGGCCUUAACCGUUUGCUGCUAGGGCAUGAAAAUUGAAUCCCAUUCGGAGCAGGGUCUCAAGCAUUCUCCUCUGACACCGCCCCUCCCCUGACUUCUGAGCUGCAAUGUUCAUUCCUUCACCCCACCCACUCCUUUUCCAGACUCCUCCCUCACCAGAUCUGGUCUCCUCUGUCCCCCGCAGAGACGCGAUGAGCAGCCACGGCAAUAGUCUGUUCCUGAGGGAGAGCGGUGCCGGUGGGGGCUGUCUGCAGGGCCUGCAGGACAGCCUGCAGCAGAGAGCACUGCGCACGCGCUUGCGCCUGCAGACCAUGACCCGAGAGCACGUGAGGCGCUUCCUGCGCCGGAAUGCCUUCAUCUUGCUCACAGUCAGCGCUGUGAUCAUUGGUGUCAGCUUGGCAUUUGCCUUGCGCCCGUACCAGCUCUCCUACCGCCAGAUCAAGUACUUCUCCUUUCCUGGUGAGCUGCUCAUGAGGAUGCUGCAGAUGCUGGUGUUACCCCUCAUUGUCUCCAGCCUUGUCACAGGUAUGGCAUCCCUGGACAACAAGGCGACAGGGCGGAUGGGAAUGCGGGCAGCUGUGUACUACAUGGUGACUACAGUCAUUGCAGUUUUCAUCGGCAUCCUAAUGGUUACCAUCAUACAUCCUGGGAAGGGCUCCAAGGAGGGGCUGCACCGUGAGGGCCGAAUUGAGACUGUCCCAACAGCUGAUGCUUUCAUGGACCUGGUCAGAAAUAUGUUUCCACCUAACCUUGUGGAGGCCUGCUUCAAACAGUUUAAGACACAGUACAGCACACGAGUGGUGACAAGGACAAUUGUAAGGACAGACAAUGGUUCAGAGCUGGGGGCCUCCAUGUCUCCCACAUCCUCAGUAGAAAAUGAAACCAGCAUCCUGGAAAAUGUCACCCGGGCCUUGGGCACCCUGCAGGAGGUGAUAAGCUUUGAGGAGACUGUGCCUGUACCUGGCUCAGCCAAUGGCAUCAAUGCCUUGGGCCUUGUGGUCUUCUCUGUGGCCUUUGGGCUGGUCAUUGGUGGCAUGAAGCACAAAGGCCGUGUCCUGAGGGACUUCUUUGACAGCCUCAAUGAGGCUAUUAUGAGGCUGGUGGGCAUCAUCAUCUGGUAUGCACCAGUGGGCAUCCUGUUCCUGAUUGCUGGAAAGAUUCUGGAAAUGGAAGACAUGGCUGUCCUUGGAGGUCAGCUGGGCAUGUACACACUGACUGUCAUCGUUGGCUUAUUCCUUCAUGCUGGUGGUGUGUUGCCCCUUAUCUACUUCCUCGUCACCCAUCGGAACCCCUUUCCCUUCAUUGGUGGUAUGCUACAGGCACUCAUCACAGCUAUGGGUACCUCUUCCAGCUCUGCAACUCUGCCUAUCACUUUCCGCUGCCUGGAGGAGGGCCUGGGUGUGGAUCGUCGCAUCACCAGGUUCGUGCUGCCUGUGGGGGCCACUGUCAACAUGGAUGGCACUGCACUCUACGAGGCCUUGGCAGCCAUCUUUAUUGCUCAAGUCAACAACUAUGAGCUCAACCUUGGUCAGAUCACCACAAUCAGUCUUUCCUCCCGGAUUCCUGACUCUCUUCCCGUUUGCAGCAUCACAGCCACAGCUGCCAGCGUAGGAGCAGCUGGCAUCCCCCAGGCAGGACUGGUUACCAUGGUGAUUGUGCUCACAUCCGUCGGCCUGCCCACAGAGGACAUCACACUGAUCAUAGCUGUGGAUUGGUUCCUUGACCGACUUCGUACAAUGACCAAUGUACUGGGGGAUUCGAUUGGAGCGGCUGUCAUUGAGCAUUUGUCCCAACGGGAGCUGGAGCUGCAGGAGGCUGAGCUGACUCUACCCAGCCUGGGGAAACCCUAUAAGUCACUCAUGGCACAAGAAAAGGGGGCAUCAAGGGGUCGGGGAGGUAAUGAGAGCGUCAUGUGAGAAGCUUCUAGCUCUUUGUCCAGGGCGGAGGGAAGGGGCUGGGCUGGGAGUCCUGGGGACAAUCGGUUGCCCAACUGACUGUGGGCUGAACAUACAUGUUCUGUGUGGGUUCUCUGGGGACUGCCGAGAUAAACAAGAGGAAUGAAAGGUA
This is a messenger RNA of Mus musculus (house mouse), 5254 nucleotides long. RefSeq names its product solute carrier family 1 (high affinity aspartate/glutamate transporter), member 6 (gene Slc1a6). The transcript is spliced from 9 exons. NCBI's taxonomy places the organism in Eukaryota, Metazoa, Chordata, Mammalia, Rodentia, Muridae. Bases 3295 to 5103 code for a protein of 602 amino acids. Gene Ontology annotation, biological process: L-aspartate import across plasma membrane; neurotransmitter uptake; neutral amino acid transport. Gene Ontology annotation, cellular component: membrane; synapse; plasma membrane. Gene Ontology annotation, molecular function: L-aspartate transmembrane transporter activity; glutamate:sodium symporter activity; L-glutamate transmembrane transporter activity. The record is from RefSeq and is a predicted model, not a curated record.